This is a messenger RNA of Ilex paraguariensis (yerba mate), 880 nucleotides long. The record is from the annotation of a GenBank genome assembly. Lineage: Eukaryota; Viridiplantae; Streptophyta; Magnoliopsida; Aquifoliales; Aquifoliaceae.
AUGGUUGAGGAUGCUUCUCAAGGGAUCUCAUUUGUGUGCAACAACAUUGCUGAAUACGGAGGUGAUCCCAACAGAAUUUACAUAAUGGGACAGUCAGCUGGUGCACAUAUUGCUGCUUGUACUCUCUUGGAGCAGGCAAUCAAAGAGGCCGGUGAAGGAGAGAGCACUUCCUGGAGUGUCUCCCAAAUAAAGGCUUAUUUUGGGUUAUCUGGAGGCAUAAUGGAAGGGGAACAAUCUUUGCAGCGAUUUUCUCCCGAAGUAAUGGUACAGGACCCAAACAUUAGGAAUGCUGUUGCUCUCUUACCUCCCUUUAUACUUUUCCAUGGUAAUGCAGAUUAUUCCAUACCAUCAGAUGCCAGUAAGAGUUUUGCAGACACUCUUCAACGAGUUGGAGUCAAAGCUGAAUCAAUUUUGUAUGAAGGAAAGACUCACACAGAUGUGUUUGUCCAGGAUCCAAUGAGAGGUGGUAAAGAUGAGAUGUUCGAAGAUUUAGUUACAAAAAUUCAUGCUGGAGACUCAGAAGCCCUCGCCAAAGAUGCAGUGGCACCUCCAAGAAAACGACUAGUACCCGAAAUUAUGUUGAAGUUGGCUCGCAGUGUCAGCCCAUUUUAGUUAGCUUUAGACCAAUUUCUGGCUAGACUAAUAUCCAUAAUUAUUCUUCUCUCAUUCUUUGUAUAGAGAACAUAGAAUUAUUAACUUUAUUAAAUUAUUUAGGAGUAACCAGUAGCAUCCUCUCUCUUUUUUUUUUUUCUGUAUAAUGUACUUUUAUAAUGAGUUUGUUUUCUUUUCUUGCAUUGAAUUCUAGGACAAAACCAUGAAUAUUGUUGUACUAAAAUUAUUUUGUAAUACAAAUGUGAUUCUUAAUGAUCUUGACUUUUUU